Molecule: messenger RNA, 10398 nt
Organism: Brassica napus (rape)
Lineage: Eukaryota; Viridiplantae; Streptophyta; Magnoliopsida; Brassicales; Brassicaceae
Exons: 7
Coding region: 431-1642 (403 amino acids)
Source: RefSeq, a predicted model, not a curated record
AGGCCCGAGUAAAAUCCACACUAGCAAGGAAUCGGAGAAAGUAUACAGAAAAUAAAUUAAUUUAACAUAUUUUUAUUUUCCCAUUUCUGUAGUAAACCAUAUGAGUAUAUUAAUAGCAUGUGUAUAUGCCCAAAAUGAAGUAACAUAUUUCAAGGAAUUAUCUGUAUGAUCAAUUGGAUCUUGUCUACUUUUAAUUAAAAGAUGGGAGAGAAACUAGGUAAAAGACAAUCCUGGAAAAGUGAAUUAAGUUAAGGGCAAUAAGACACAAUUAAAUUAUAAGAGAUAUUGAGUUGUUACUUUCUUCUUUUUUUUUGUUAUAUGUGGAUUGAUAUUAAACACCAAAAGUAUAAAGAUGUUCUAUACACAAUCAUCUCAUCUAAGUUAAGUAUAUAAACCUGAAGACCUAGUAGCAGUCCAAAAUAGAAUUGUCAUGAUCAAUCAAAUGGUAGUGACUUUUGUGCUCGGCAUUCUAAUCAUACCAGCAAUUGUCAUCAAUGGAGAGUUUUCAGAUACUCAUGAUGCUAAAAUAGAUCUACUUUUAAAGAAACUCAACAAACCUGCUGUUAAAUCCAUCAAGAGUCCAUACGGAGGUAUAAUAGAUUGUGUCCAUAUGAAGAAUCAUCCUAUUUAUGAUCAUCCUUUAUUUAAAAACCACACUAUUCAGAUGAAACCAAGUGGUGACCACGAUAAAUGGAACAAUGAUACUUUAAAUAUAGACGACGAGAGUAUAGUUACUCAACUCUGGACAAUCAAUGGAAAAUGUCCCCAAAAUACUAUUCCAAUCAGAAGAACGACAAGAGAAGAUAUUUUACGAGCGGAAUCAAUAGAAAGCUACGGCAAAAAAUAUCCCAACAACAUUCCUCGAAGAAAACCAGCCAAUUCGACUAAUGAAAUCCAUGAGUAUGCCACCCUCCGCGUAAAUGGAAUCUUUCGUGGAGCUGAAGCAGUUAUAAAUGUGUGGAAGCCUUAUGUGCAAAUGCCAAGAGAAUUUAGCCUAGCACAAAUGUGGCUUGAGGCGGGUCCUCCUUCUAACCUUAACACCAUUGAAUUUGGUUGGCAGGUCUAUCCAGGACGUUAUGGUGAUGACAACGCUAGAUUCUUUGUUUACUGGACUGCAGAUGGGUACCGUUCAGGCUGCUACAAUCUUGAUUGUCCAGGCUUUGUUCCUGUCAAUCAAGCAUAUGUCUUAGGAGAACCUAUUGGUCAUGUUUCUACCUUAGGUGGUCAGCAAUAUGAGAUUCCGACAACUAUAUGGAAGGAUCCCCGGACAGGGAACUGGUGGUUGAAACUUAAUCACCAUGUAUUUAUCGGAUAUUGGCCUUCCAUAUUGUUCAAUCAUCUACGAAAUGGGGCAACCGAUAUUACAUGGGGAGGCGAAAUAACAAAUUAUAGAGUUAAUUUACAACAUACAAUGACAAACAUGGGAAGUGGGGGUUUCGCAUCGGAAGGAUAUGAAAGAGCCAGUUAUUUUAGAAAACUUAAGAUAUAUGAUGAAUGUAAUACAUGGAAACCAAUUCAUGAUCGUGUUCCUGAAUAUUUCAUUACCCAAGAGAGUUGUUACAAUAUAAGAUAUGCCUAUGAAACUGACUGGGGGGAUUAUUUCUUUUAUGGUGGUCCUGGUCGAAAUCUGUAUUGUACAUGAUUACAUAUUAACAUGUUGUAGAUGUAACUAUGCCAUUAUCAGUCAUCUAUGUUAUUUUCCACCAUCAUAUAGUGUUAGUGAUUUGCAAGUGAUUAUUAAAUGAUCCUUUUGGUCUUAACACCGAUAAAACGCAAUAAAAAAUCAUCAGAUAGUUUAAUGACUUGAAUAUUUAGUUGACUCUUUAUAUAAGUUUCUUGACUGGUUAUCUCUCUAACAUUAGAAACUUAUAACAUUUUUUGGGUUUAACUGUUCGAGAAACUUAUAACAUGGCAGUAGAUAUAUAAUUGAGUGUCGUCUAAACAGUUAUACAUAAAGAAAGGAACGGAAAAGAAACCAAAAGAGAGUGAAUUUCCAGAAUAAAAAUAUGAAUCGGAAGGAGAGUACUCUGACAUGGGAGAAAGGUGAACCUGGCUAUGAUGCUCUUCGACGAGUUAGAGAUGAAAAUGAAGUCCAAGGAGAGAUAGAGAUAGUGUGAGCGAUGGAGAGUUUGACUGAGAGAAAAAAAAGAGAAAAAGAGAGAGAGAGCAGACGCGGUGAGAUAUCAGUGGGAUACACUAUGCAACAACGAGACCAAGAGACUACGGUUGAUUGUUUUUUAUUUUAGGGAAAAUUAAUACCUAAACUAAUAGUUUUGUCCCUUUAGAAGAAAAUCAAAAUUUGUCACUUUUGGACCUUCACUACACUUUUUAUAUAUAAAAAUUCAUCUCAAUGUUUUUAUACUGCAAAAAUAGAGAAAUUUACUAAAAUGACACAAAUUAAUUGUGAUAUUACUAGAAUGACUAAUAUUUUUAAAAAAUUAUUAGAAUAUUUUUUUUGUCGAAAUUGUCUUUGCUCAUAGUUAUAACAAAAAUAUAUAUUACCAAAGUGCCCUUACAAUUUAAUCGUUGGCAGAAUUAUUUUCAAAAAAAAAUCUAUCGAGUAAUAAGUUUGUUUAUAAAAUUUUUAUAAAGAAUAAAUCUACUGUUAAAGUGGUGUUAGACUUUCUUAGAAGAUUUAUUUCCACGGAAGAUUUAAUUGUUCGAUUUGAAUAGAAAACCGAUUUCUAAGGAUAUGUAUGCCGAAUAAGGUAGCAGAUUUGUUAUAAAUGGUAGAUUUUGUUGUCAACUUAUUUUCUUAUGUUCGACUUAUUUUUUAUGGCAGAAUUAUAUAUUUGACUUAAAAAAAAUUUGUAGACUUUUUAUUUUAAGUGGUGGCAUACUAUUUAAUUUAUAUUUUGGCAUAUUUGGUGACGGAAAUCUGAGAAUAUGUAAACCAAACUUAAUUUAAUGUUUAAUUUCAACACGGUUUACAUUAAUUUCGAAUUUGGUUUAUUUUUAGGUUAGUCAAGAUCAGAAUUAUGGAAACUUUUGGUAAUUGUCGUCAUCUCUUUCAUCCAUCUUUUCUUCCUUAUCAAAUUAUCCCCUUUCAUGGUGGUUUAAUCACUUGUUGCAAUCCUUAUUGAUUGGAGAAACAUGGAUCACAUCAAAAAACGGCCAAGGAAGAAACACACAUGUAGAAUUUAUAAUUAGAUGGGUGCAUAAUUCUAAAACAUGUCCACUUAAUUGAUGAGUUUCAAUUUAGUUUAAGGCUAUGGUCAUUAGAUUUCAUUUAGGUUGGUGCUACAUUUGGUGGUAUUACAUUAGAUUUACACGUUGGUCAUUUGUCUUUGGCGGUACAUUACAUUUUAUUUAGUUUUCUUUCCAGAAGUACAUGCAAACGAGCCCUUAUAUUCAUGUCAGACCAUACAAGUGAAAGAAACCACAUACAACCCUUAUACAUCCAUCUGGGAACAAGCAAAACACUACAAUUAACGGAAGACACUUCUAUUGCUUUCAUCUUUCACCUAGUAUGAAUGAGUAAAUACAUAAUAACUUGGUAGGCUGCAUCAUGGUGCGGAGCUUUGCUGAUUCAGAACCUCACCUCAGCUCGGCUGUUGGUCUGACGCGGGUUAUGACUCAUAACUUAUGAGGAGACGCUAGGUCCCGCACCGUUUUCUGGCGGUAGACAUUUCCCACUUCCCUUCUGGUCCUUGUGGUUCGAUCACAUGAACCCAACCAUCAGUAAGCCCAACUGCAAAUUGAUUUGGCUCAAAGGGAUGUGCUGCGAUGAACCCCCCAUCAGUAAGCCCCAUAAAGAUAAACAGAUAAAACCAAUCACUCAAGAUCUUUAUCUGAACAUAGAGGGAACUUAAAAAAGGCAAUGUAGCAUACCUAGGAAACAAGUACAUUCAUAAUAUCAAUAUCUAUUAAAUAAAAUUCAUACUAAUACGAUUAUAUCUUCAUUUGUAUCUUGUUAUAACAAAAAUAUUAAGUCAUUGAUCACAAAAUUUUCAAAAAGAUUUUUAACAUUUUUUUUGUAAUUAAAAGUUGUUUUAAGAAAUUCAAAAUAUAACAUAUAAGAAAAAAUCAAAAUUUUUUAUUAUAUGGUUAAUGUGAUUAUUUAAUUUCUUUUAAUAAUAUAAAAUUAAAAAAAUGAAAAAGGAUGAAUUUUUUUAUCAAAUCUUUAUUAUUAAUAAUCAUUAACUACCAUAUAUAUAUUGAUCAUAUUAGGUAACUCCAUAGCGUUUAUUUAAGAGAGAAAAUACACGCUUUUUUAUAUUUUUGGUUAAUAUAAUGUUUCCUAGUAAUUGGACUUUAGACCAAAAUUUUUUCAAUUGAUUGUAAAGCUGCUACAUAAGAUAAAUUGUCAUCUUAAUUAACUGACAACUCAGCAAUGACCUUUUGUAAUUAUUACAAACUUAAUGUUACAAUUUUUUACAUAUUUCUCGAUUAAUAUAUGUGGGAUAUUUGAAGGUAAAUUUUAAGGAUUGGAGUUUAAAAUUUAAAUCAAAAGCUAUAUACAGUUUUUCUUGUGGUAUUGGUUAAUUAUGACUGAGUUCUAUUUAUUGAUCUAAUUCUGCCUAAAAUUUUAAAAUGUACGUAAAUAAGAAUAUACUAAAUUUUGUUGUAUAUAUUAUAGAAGAACUGAUCAACUGCGUAAAGUCCACAAUAGCAACAUAACCAGAGAAAAUAAAUGUAAAUAUAAAAUACAUUAAUUUAAGAUAUUUUCAUUUUUCCUACCUGUAAAAACUAUUCAAUUCUUUUUUAUAAAUGAUGCAUGUUUUAGAUGUUCACAUAUAAUAAUAAAGCAUAUUUUGCACUGAUGUCAUUUUUACAGCAUUGAGCAUUUGUACAUAACAUUCUUUUGAUAGAUCAAUAAAUUUGAAAUUUCAUCAAAAAAAAUAAUAAAGCAUAUUUUAAGUUAUCAAUAUAUAUAAAGUUAAUUUUUUUACUUCUUAUGACAAGUGGCAGGAGGGUUUGAUGACAUGUGUCCCCAUAUAUUUUUUGUUUUUAUAUUGUAGUUCCUUCUUUUUCUACUCUAUUGCAAUUUGACAUAAUAUUUUCUAAUUGUGCACUAUAAACUUUUUAACACUAAUCAUUAAUAUAUGAAGUUUUAUAAUUUAUUUUAUUGGUCAGUAAAAUUGAAGAUGAAUAAAGAAAAAAAUUAAAUUAUAUAAAUAUAUUUUAAAUAUUUUAUUUAUUCAGAACUAAAAAAUAACAUAAACUUUUAUUAUUUUAUUAUUUUUUACUAUUUUCUAUUAUUUUAUUACAAAUUAUAAAAUUAUUUGAAUAUUAAAAAUUAUAAAAUAACUAAACAAAAAAACUAGAAUACAACACAUAUUUAAACCUAAAUCUCCGCAUCACAAAGAAAAAACAAAAUAUUAUAGUAGCAUUAACUCAAUAAAAGUCUGGAACACAAAUGAACGCGAUCAAACACCAAUCCAGAAAACCAAAAAAAAAACAAAUCAGAGGAAGAAUAAUCAACGAUAGACCAAAGUCACCACGAAGCAGGAAAACACCUGCCUAAAGCACAACCACCAGCUAAGAGGUAAGAAAGACUUCAAAACCAAAACAACCACAUACAAAGCGUCCAUGCCAAUAAAGAACUACAAAACUCUGAAUAGAAGAGACCAAAGCUCCAACAUACUAACUCCACACAUCUAUACGAAAGUAUUACAUUCAAGGUCACUUUUGCACAUUUUAUUACAUGUUGAGACACUUUCAACUACUCACACACAUUUUCACUCUUCCAAUGCAACUUUACAUUUUCCCAACCCACAAAAACCCGACACUGCCCUUUUUUAUUAUGAAAACUCAACCAAUUAAGUUUAAAUAUUUUCUUUGUAUUUUCACUUAAGAAUAAUUAAACUUAAACAGAAAAAAAUUACUUCUUCUUUCUAUUUUCUUCGCCGUUAAUCUCUCUGAACAAAACAAAAUCUUUUAAAUCACGCUCUCCUCCACUUCAAUCAUCAAAGAACAUAGCCUUUCCUUUGAAUCCAUCCCACAUCUUCAUUGCAGCUAAGAAAUCACUCAUCUUGGAAUCUCGAACUUAUCACCGAACUCCUCCACUGCUCUUGCACCUUCCGACGUUGCCGUUCUCGAUCCAUAUAACCAGUCUCUUCUUCAUCACAUUGAUUUUGGUUGACUAAUCUCUCCGUUUUUGUUGGUGAUCUGAGUUUCAAGGCCACCGAGUUAACUCGGUUUAGUCGGUUUAACGAGUCAUCUGAACGAGUCAACCAUUUACUAUUAUUUCUGGGUAAAUCGUUUUAUUGUCUUUCUACAUGUUUUAUCCUUUCUUUUUAUUGAACUUGAAUUGAGUGUAUUUUGUGGUCAACUAUUACGAAGAUUCCCUAAUAGAUGUGGGCAUUAUGAUGCUUUAGAGCCUCUGUGUGGAUAUUUUGGCUUCAGAUCUUGCAUCAUUAGACAAAAAGACAUGUGCUUUCAUCUAUGGCGUUUCCUACGCCGUUUUCCAUCGUCUCCACAACCAUUCUCUGCCGUCUCUGUCACCGCACCACCGUCUCCACCAACAUUCUCUACCAUCUCUGCCAUAAUUCUAACGUGCAUACUCUGGUUUGUACACUGAUGAUUAUAGGGUCGUAUGUACAUAUCAAUUUUUUUUUUUGAAAACUUGGUGUCGUUUUUUCAUGUCAUUAUGAGUCUCCCUUGUUUGAAUCAAAAUUGAUUUUUUAUCCACUAAAAAGAUUCCGAUCUAGCAUCUUUGAAGGUUCGUUUUUUAUAUGUCAUUAUGAGUCUCCCUUGUUUGAACAAACUAACCACUAGUUUUUCAUUAAUCAUUAAUGUGUCCCACAUCCUCAACUGAUGUUCAUUUUGGUUGAUUAUUCCUUUUAAAUUGGUCUAUUCAUAAAAUCAGAAGUCUUUGCAACAAAACGUAUGUGUACACCAAAAAUUAUAUAAUUUAUACAUGUGUACACCGACAAAACAUUGUACACAAUAAAGCUUGUACACAUGUACAAACAUAUAACAACAUCAAUGUAAGCAACACGAAAUCAUUAUGGUAUCAAGUUUGUUUACUUAAAACCAGUAAACUUUAUACUACUUGUACACAUUCAGACAAAUUAUUCUUUUUAGAUUGGUCUAUUCAUAAAAUUAGAAGUUUUUGCAACAAAAACGUAUGUGUACACCAUAUAUACUUUGUACAUGUGUACACCGAUAAAACAUUGUACACAAUAAAAAUUGUACACAUGUACAAACAUAUAACAACAUCAAUGUAAGCAACACGAAAUCGUUAUGGUAUCAAGUUUGUUUACUUAAAACCAGUAAAAUUUAUACUACUUGUACACAUUCAGACAAAUUAUUCCUUUUAGAUUGGUCUAUUCAUAAAAUUAGAAGUUUUUGCAACAAAAACGUAUGUGUACACCAUAUAUAAUUUGUACAUGUGUAUACCGACAAAACAUUGUACACAAUAAAGCUUGUACACAUGUACAAACAUAUAACAACAUCAAUGUAAGCAACAUAUAUAAUCGUUUAAAAUACAAUUAGAAAAAUGAAAUGUUUGCGUAGACUAGCGGUAAAAGGGCUUUUCUUCCAACUCUCAGGCUCUAGGUUCUAUUACCGGUAUUGCUCAUUUGUGCUAAAUUUUUUUGAAGAGUGGCAAUUUUGUAAUUAUGUCAUCAUCUUCAUAUUAGGGUUUCCCAUGAUUUCUGCAACUAUAUAUCGGAGCCGCCAUAGAUUUUCUUCAUGCAUUUUUUUUAUUUUUUUGGCGUUCUACCUCCAAACCUUACACAUAUUGCAUACAUUUCGAUUAAAGCCAACACAUGAGAAAAAAAAACAAAAUUUCUCAUAAUUCUUGAGUUUUAACCUGUUACAAUCAAAAAUUCCCUAGGUUCUAUUAGUGAUAUUCCGAUUAACACCGUCUUCCUCGUCGCACCUGCUACUACUUCAGAUUUAUUCUUUCGACAGAACAAUUAGCUGAUGCUCUGUAGUGGGUGAAAUUUGAUAAAGAAAAUAUAAAAAGUCAAAUAUGUUUGUGUGGUUCACAUUAAAAAAGGAAAAAGAAGCAUUUUAAUUUUUAAAGUGAUUAAAAUCUGAAAGCAUGUGGGUUUGCUCUAAUUGAAAAGAAGGUUUUUAGUUUCUUUUAGUUAUGGGUAAUGUGGUCUUUUCUCUUUAACAAACUACCUCAGGAGUAGAAAUGUACCUAAAAUGUAAUAAAAAGAGAAAAAGUGACCGAGAGUGUUAAUCACUCCAUCUAUACCAAAGAAAGCAUGAGAAGAAGAAAAACAACCUAAAGAAGGAAGAAUAGAAGCCAACCACAGAGAAACCAAAGCUCAAGUUUGAGACAAAAAAUAAUUUUCCAAACCCACAAAAACAUACACGAAGGAAAAUAUUAUCCAAACCUGGAGUGACAAACAUGGCGAAAUGGAAAGCCACCAAAGACGCAACCAGUGAUGAAAAUUGUAAUGAGAUAAAAGAACAAAAAGAGAUAAAGAGACUACACAAAAUCAGCAAACUGUGGAACACAAAUGAACGCGAUCAAAGACAACUCCAAAAAACCAAAAAAGCGGAUCAGAGGAAGAAUAAUCACCGGAAGACCAAAGUUACCACGAAGCAGGAAAACACAUGCCUAAAGCACAACCACUAGCUAAGAGAUAAGAAGCACCUCACAAACAAAACAACCACACACAAGGCGCCAAGCCAAUGAAGAACCACAAAGCUCUGAAUAGAAGAGACGAAAGCUCCAAGAGAUUAACUCCACGCACAUAUACCAAGGGAAGUAUAAGAAGAAGAAAUACAACCUAAAGGAGGAAGAAUGGAAGCUAACCACAGAGAAACCAAAGCUCAAGGUUGAGACAAGAAAUCUUCCAAGCCCACAAAACAUACACAAAUGAAAAUACUAUUCAAACCUGGAGUGGCAAACAUGGCAAAAUGGAGAGCCACCAGAGACGCAACCAGCAAUGAGAAGUGCAACAAGAUGAAGAACAAAAAGAGAAAAAGAGACUGGACAAAAUCAGCAAACUGUGGAGCCAGCCUCGAAUUAUGAAGAGAACAUAAAAAUCAGAUCACCAAAAACCAGAUUUUGAAAACCAAGACGAGCAGAGACUUUCAACGGCAAGCCAACUACGAGGAAGAUAACAUAAAAUACAACUAAAGUCUGACCCAACCCAAGGAGAUGUAGUUCCUAAAAUUAGCCAAAUAAAAGGAAGAAGAGGAUUAAUAUUGACCAAAACAGCGUACAACAUCAUGAGAAACAACCGCACAACUAGGAACUUAUAAACCUUAUCUACAACAAAUAUCAGAUAAUCUCACAAGAGAAAAAAUGAGGAAAAACAAGAGAAACGAAACUGAGUCCUUUUCCGGUGAUGGUAAGAAACACCCACACCGAAAAUAUAAACAAAAUACAUAGAUGGUGACGCCUCAAAUCAAAAUAUGCAGAGGCGGAAAAAAUCUUAGGAGAAUAAUGUUCGACGUUGUUAAAAAAAGAACAAUGUUCAAAAUAUAAAAAUAUGAAAUACAAUUUUGACGUUGAAACCGUUAAUGUUAAAAUUAAAAAAAAUGUUUAAAUGCAAAUUUAUUGAAAUUUAAUAUGAUUUACACCAGAAGCUCAAUUCACCACUAAUAAUUACUAUUAUACACACAACAACACAUUAUUGAAAAGACAAAUACAUAAUAUAUUAACCUAUAACUUAAUACUAGAUAACACAAUAAGAUACUAAAUCAUGCUGUUCACAAAUAAAUAUUAACCAUAUAAUCACAUCAUUCAAAAAUUUCAUACUUAACGACAAUAAAAUAAUAUUUCGUGCGAUGCGCAUACACUCCCUAAUUAUCUAUAUUUUUGUGAUUACUUAUUUUCACAAAUUUAAGUCGAUAAGAAUUCAAUAAAUGCAACUAAAUUUUGAAAUAUAUAAUUAAUCAUUAUUAAUUAAUAAAAAUUCAUGAAAAACAGAAAAAAAUAUCUUUUAAAUUUAUUUUUUCUAUAAAAACAUGCAUCUUUAUGAAACUAAAAGAGUAUAUGAUUACAUUAAUUGCAUGUAUAUAUGUCCGGACUCAAUUUCAAUCCAUAAUAAUACGCAUUAACAAAAUCUUGUCUACUUUAAAUUAGAAGAUUUGGUGAGAAAUUAGAUAAAAGACAAUCAUGGAAAAGUUAUUUAAGUAAAUGGCAAGAAGAAACAACUACAAGUAUAAUUAUUUUGAUUUGUUUUUCCUUAGCAUUAGCUUCUUUUUUUUCUUAGUCGUUUUAUUAUUUAAAUAAGAGGUAGUCUCUUAGUAAACAAAGAAGAAUAGAAUAACCAAUAAAAUAAUUUCAUAUGAAAUGAUCCAGCUGUUCUACUAGCUAAAGAAUAUGCAAUUGCAUUCCGAAUUCGAAAUAGGUGAAAAAUCGUGAAGGAUCAAAAACUUCUUUAUUGUGCAGCUAUCUCCUUCAGCUUUGUAAAGAAUUUUGGUCAUGCAUUAGGUUCCUUAACCAUUGUAACCAAAUCUUUAUAGUAUAUUCUGAAUUAUUAC